This is a messenger RNA of Glycine soja, 324 nucleotides long. RefSeq lists its product as uncharacterized. The transcript has a single exon. Bases 1 to 324 code for a protein of 107 amino acids. The record is from RefSeq and is a predicted model, not a curated record. NCBI's taxonomy places the organism in Eukaryota, Viridiplantae, Streptophyta, Magnoliopsida, Fabales, Fabaceae.
AUGGGGAAUCCUAAACUUUCUCACUUAUGUGCUACCAAGAGAAUAAUGAGGUAUGUGAAAGGUACUCUCGAUUAUGGUAUUUUGUUUUCCAGUAAUUGUGCUGCCAAAAAAUAUAAUGCUCUGGGAUAUAGUGAUUCUGACUGGUGUGGAGAUAAGAGUGAUAGGAAGAGCACAACAGGUUAUGUGUUCUUCUAUGGUGAUGCUCCAAUCUUGUGGAGCUCAAAGAAGGAACAAGUGAUAGCUCUUUCUUCAUGUGAGGUAGAAUACAUUGCAGCUGCUAUGGUAGUGUGUCAAGCUCAGUGGCUUGACAAUAUUUUUUGGUGA